CCCGGAACAGGAGGAACAAGAAAGGCCAGAGAGCACGGGCUGCUGGGUGCAGUCUUCGCUUUUUGUUUCUUUUGUUGUCUGGUAAAUCCAUUAAAUUGCCAAUCAGCUUUUACCAAAAGAACUUUGAGUUGUUGAUAAAGAUGUCUAUUGUUCCCCCCACUCGCUCGAAUACCGGCUGGCCGCGCCGCGGAUCAGAACAGUUCGCGAGCAAAUAUGUUAGCGGGCCCGCUAAACCGCUCACUCUGGAGAGGACCAUCAAUCUAUACCCUCUCACCAAUUACACGUUCGGCACUAAAGAGCCUCUGUAUGAGAAGGACAGCUCGGUGGCUGCCAGGUUCCAGCGAAUGCGUGAAGAGUUUGACAAGAUGGGUAUGCGGAGGACAGUGGAAGGAGUUCUCAUUGUCCAUGAGCACAGGCUGCCUCAUGUGUUGCUUCUACAAUUGGGAACAACGUUCUUUAAACUGCCCGGUGGAGAGCUGAAUCCUGGAGAGGAUGAGGUGGAAGGUCUGAAACGUCUGAUGACUGAGAUCCUCGGACGGCAGGAUGGGGUGAAACAGGACUGGGUGAUUGACGACUGUAUUGGAAACUGGUGGCGUCCUAACUUUGAGCCUCCACAGUAUCCUUACAUUCCAGCUCAUAUCACCAAACCUAAAGAGCAUAAAAAGCUGUUCCUGGUUCAGCUGCAGGAGAAAGCACUGUUUGCCGUUCCCAAGAAUUAUAAGCUGGUGGCUGCCCCGUUGUUUGAACUAUAUGAUAACGCUCCUGGAUAUGGACCAAUCAUUUCCAGUCUACCGCAGCUGUUGAGCAGAUUCAACUUCAUCUACAACUAACUAGAGUGGACAGAAGUGUGUCAGGCUGUCUCUGUGAGCACAGCAAGUGUCUUUGUGUUGAGAAGGACUUCCACCUCUGGUUUCUUUUAUAAACAAACGAAAAGAAAAAAAAUCUCUUGUGAUGUUGGGUGUAUUCAAGUCCACAGGGCUGUUUAUACUGGAGUCAGGAGAAAACAAUAAUGUCUAGACAUGUCCUGUUUAUCUUUUUUUUAAACUUGAGAAACUGCAACUUUUUACUAUGUGCAGGUCUGUAUUUGAAUGUGUUUAGGAUUUGGUUUUAUGUUCAGGUAAAAGUUGUCUGUGUUUAAUAAAAUAACAAAACAAAAAAACAUUGUUUCCUGUUGUUUUAAGCUGUAAUGACAAUGUUAUUUUUCUUGUAAUAAAGCAGCAUUUUGUGUGUUUUUAUAACAUUCAAAGA
Messenger RNA from Nothobranchius furzeri (turquoise killifish), 1248 nucleotides. It is a transcript of the gene nudt21, whose product is annotated as nudix hydrolase 21. The record is from RefSeq and is a predicted model, not a curated record. Gene Ontology annotation, molecular function: mRNA 3'-UTR AU-rich region binding. Lineage: Eukaryota; Metazoa; Chordata; Actinopteri; Cyprinodontiformes; Nothobranchiidae. Gene Ontology annotation, cellular component: mRNA cleavage factor complex.